Messenger RNA from Hypanus sabinus (Atlantic stingray), 4561 nucleotides. It is a transcript of the gene kcnh6a, whose product is annotated as potassium voltage-gated channel, subfamily H (eag-related), member 6a. The record is from RefSeq and is a predicted model, not a curated record. The transcript is spliced from 17 exons. Bases 355 to 3675 code for a protein of 1106 amino acids. Gene Ontology annotation, biological process: potassium ion transmembrane transport; regulation of heart rate by cardiac conduction; regulation of ventricular cardiac muscle cell membrane repolarization. Gene Ontology annotation, molecular function: inward rectifier potassium channel activity. Gene Ontology annotation, cellular component: membrane. Lineage: Eukaryota; Metazoa; Chordata; Chondrichthyes; Myliobatiformes; Dasyatidae.
UCGUCACGGAACUUCCUCCCUGGCCGAUCAAUCGCACCCGCGACAGCGGGCGGGCGGGUCCAGCAGCCGAUGUGUGAGCACAGCUCAGUCUUACCGCUGCAUCCCAGGCACUGUUCACCCACCUACGGAACGCCGAGUGCCCGCGGACUGCCCCCCAGCCCCCGGCACUGAUUGCGGGGCAGACCCCGCUCGCGGCACCAGACGGGUGAUGCUGCUGGGAUUUCCCGGGAGUCCGGUGCCGUGGUGACGGAGUCAGAGGGAGGGGGAGAGGGGGCGUGCCGUGGGCGGCGGCGAUGGAGCUGCAGGAGGAGGUCGGUUCUCUAGAGUGAAAUCAGAGGCCGGUUCGCCGACACCAUGCCGGUCCGCCGGGGCCACGUCGCGCCUCAGAACACUUACCUGGACACCAUCAUCCGCAAGUUCGAGGUCCAGAAUCGAAAGUUUCUUAUUACAAAUGUUCGGAUGAAAAAUUGCGCAAUUAUCUUCUGCAAUGAUGGCUUUUGCGAAAUGUUCGGCUACUCCAGGGUGGAGAUCAUGCAGAAACCUGGUACUUGUGAUUUCCUGACCGGACCAGCCACCCCAGAGAGUGCCAUGGCUCAGCUGGCACAAGCACUGCUCGGGUCGGAAGAGGUGAAAGUCGAACUGCUCUACUACAGGAAAGAUGGCUCAUGCUUGCCCUGUCUGGUGGACGUGGUCCCGGUCAAGAAUGAGGAGGGGGCGGUUGCUAUGUUCAUCAUGAACUUCGAGGAGCUGAGAGGCGCCACGCACAAGCCAGGCAGAGGGCAGAAUCACAAACUGGCCCCGGACUGCUGCACUUCCAGCCGAGGGAAGGUCUUUAAGCUGAAGCUGCCCUCUCUGCGGACCAUGACCCUAAGCCAGCAGUCCCUGGCCAAAGAGGGUUUUGAUGCAGUGGCAGAUGACCAGCCACAGUCGGACCGAGACUCGCUGGCCAUGCAGGACCUGCGGGGUCCCCGUGGCGACAACUGUGCGCAGCCCAAGGCCGCUGAGUGGGAAUCUCUGACGGAUCUCCUCGACCAUUCAGCUGUGUGUGAUCCCUCGCCGGGACGGGGCCAGGAUCCAGACCUCCGAUGUACCAACUCUAAUUUGAUACAGAUCCAGUCCGGGGAGAGCUGCCCCAGCAUCAGAAGGGCCUCCUCCGUCGACAACAUCGAGAUGAUGAGGAACAAGUUCGAGAAGAAAUUCAAGGAGAAGAAACCACCUUCAGGUAAAAGGAUCUCAUUCUGUGGCACAAAGGACAAUUCACAUCCUGUUCCAGGAGGAGCAAAGAACUUUAAACCAAACCUGCUGAACUCCACGUCAGACUCAGACCUGAUGAAGUAUCGGGCGAUCAGCAAAAUCCCACAAAUCACACUCAACUUUGUGGAUUUUAACCCUGACAUCAUCUUGACACCGUCACCCACCGAGAUUGAGAUCAUAGCACCAAGCAAAGUGAAGGAGAGGACACAGAAUGUCACAGAGAAGGUCACGCAGAAUGUCCUGCAGCCUCUCUCAGAAAUUCAUGACCUUGGCACCUGGGAGCCACACAGCUGCUCAGCACACUCCUUCAGGACCCUGGGGUUCACACCAUCUGGUCUCAGUGCUUUGCCGUGUCUGAGUUUCCCCAGAGCCCUUCUCACCGGCUCAGUAGUGAAGACCACCACCCUGAUUGGCCUCCUGAAGACAGCCCGCCUCCUGCGGCUGGUGCGAGUCGCCCGCAAGUUGGAUCGCUACUCUGAGUAUGGAGCCGCGGUGCUCUUCCUGCUCAUGUGCACCUUCGCGCUCAUCGCCCAUUGGCUGGCGUGCAUCUGGUAUGCCAUCGGCAACGUGGAGAGACCUUACAUGGUUCACAAGAUCGGCUGGCUAGACAAUCUGGGGGACCAAAUCGGGAAGCGCUACAAUGACAGUGAUGCCUCAUCCGGACCCUCCAUUAAGGACAAGUAUGUGACAGCUUUAUACUUCACCUUCAGCAGCCUGACCAGUGUCGGAUUUGGGAAUGUUUCCCCCAACACCAAUUCCGAGAAGAUCUUCUCUAUCUGCGUCAUGCUGAUUGGCUCUCUCAUGUACGCCAGUAUCUUCGGGAAUGUCUCGGCCAUCAUCCAGCGCCUGUACUCGGGCACUGCCCGCUACCACACCCAGAUGCUCCGAGUGAAAGAGUUUAUCCGCUUCCAUCAGAUCCCUAAUCCGCUGCGGCAGCGGCUGGAGGAGUACUUCCAGCACGCCUGGUCUUACACCAACGGCAUCGACAUGAAUGCGGUGCUGAAGGGUUUCCCUGAGUGCCUGCAGGCCGACAUCUGCCUCCACCUGAACCGCAGUCUACUGCAGAACUGCCGGGCCUUCAGCGGGGCCAGCCCCGGCUGUCUGCGGGCCCUCGCCAUGAAGUUCAAGACUACCCAUGCACCCCCAGGUGACACCUUGGUGCACUACGGCGACGUCCUCACCGCCCUCUACUUCAUCUCCCGCGGUUCCAUCGAGAUUCUGCGCAAUGAUGUGGUUGUCGCCAUUCUGGGGAAGAACGACACUUUUGGAGAGCCGAUCAGCCUCUAUGCCAGGCCAGGAAAAUCGAACGGUGACGUGAGAGCACUAACGUACUGUGACUUGCACCGGAUUGUGCGGGAGGACCUGCUGGAGGUACUGGACAUGUACCCCGAUUUCUCCAGCAACUUCUGGACAAACUUGGAGAUCACUUUCAAUCUCAGAGAUACUGACAGAAUCCUCCGUUCACCCCCAAGCGAGGAUUCCGACUGUGGGCGCAGGCAGCUUCAUCAGAACAAACUUUCCUUCCGGAACAGGAGUGACACUGAUGGAAAGGGUGCAGGAGGGCGAGGUGGUGACCAAGUUCCACUGAUGACCCAGCGGACCCAGCCAGCCAGGGACUAUACCAGCGUGACACCAUGCUCCCAGUCCAGUGACGAGAAUCUCAAGGCUUCAACCUGCAGCAUCACUGAGGUGAAGGACAGGUUCCCCACCACAACAGUGAACCCCAUCUCUCCUGGUAUGGGCCACCUGCAGAACAGGGACAAAAGCAACGGAACCAAUCCCUUCACAGGUACGUACACCAGUGUGUCCAAUAUGUUCAGCUUCUGGACCGAGAGAAAAGGCAUUGAGUGCUUGGAGCCACACAGGCGUUCACUAUCAGCUCAUGCAAACCUAGAAACGGCAUCCAGCCUAGAGGAGAGGGCCAGGCUGGAGGUGGAGUCCAGGCUGGAAAUGCUGCACGCUCAGCUGAACAGGUUGGAGACCAGGAUGACAGCGGAUAUGAAUGUCAUCCUGCAACUGCUACAGAGACAAGCAAUGCCAGUGCCCGUGCCACCCGCCUACAGUGCUGUCUCCCCAGUGUCUCACCCCAUCGAUGUGUACACGCCCCUCUCCGCAGAGCCCAAGCUCACACCUUCUACUCAACCUACCCCUCCACUACAAACACCUGCUCUGGAGAGUCCAUGCUUUGUCAAGCCGGAGCAAGGCCAGGUGAAAUCCCGAGACUCCUUGUCCAGCGGAGUGCAGCUAGAUCAGGCCGUCAGCCUUCACCCUCUCCCUGCCCUGGAUACACAGCUCCAGAGCCCUGUUGCCUCGCCCACCUGCUUCACACCUCGCUUCCCCUCACUCCCAGAGAACCUGGAAACCUCUGCAUGCACAGACAUUAAACGGCAUGUUUCCGACCCAGUCCUUCCAGGUAGUUAGUGAUGUGAUCAGGAGUUUCAGGAACUUCCAUCAGUCCUCCCCUCCAUUUCCGAAGCACACCAUGUUGGCGCUGAUCUGGAUGUAUGCCAGUGGAUGGGAGAACAGGCAGGAUUGUGUCACCAGAGCUGCUCUCGGACACUGACACAGAUCGGACGUGUAGGAAUUAGACUAAACUAAGAGGGAAUGAAGCAAGACUGAUUGACUUAUUUUUAUCACUUUAUUUUUAAGGUAUUUAUCAUUCACAGGAAAAGAACCACACAGAACUCUACAAACAGUCUCAGAGCAUUUCAUCAACACUGGUCUAGUUGCUGACUGACAAUGUUUGUUCAGCGGGUUAGACUGGACAUUUUUGGGUUGCCAUGGAGGAAUAGAGGGUGUGCACUGACACACAGGGGACCUUCACUCUAUGUCUCACCCUGUUGUACCCGGUAUUAAUAGGUACGUGUUGAAGGGAGCUGCUUCUUUGUAUGCUGAGUGUAAUAUUAACUUUGGGCAAUGUGUAAGAGGGGCUGUUGCAGAUUGGCUGAGGAGUGUGCCUCUGCCUGGCAUUCCUUUCCAUUGUACUCUGUCUGGUAGCAUGCCCCAGAGCCUGCUUUAUCCAUUGGCAGCAGUUCAAAUCCCUCGAGUGCAAACAACAAUAUAGGACUCCUGCAAAUCCUCUCCAACCUUACAUUCUAUCAACUCUUCAAUCUAAAGAUGAUUUGGCUUAUUUCAUCAAGUUUUUCAGUGUGGAUGUUUCCCAUGGUCACAUGCCCCACAUACCCACACAGUCUGUGAUGGGUCACUGCCAGUGAACACACUCUGCACGAGUUGCUGUCUCCAGACAGUCACCUCAUUGAUCCCAAUUCCUGCUGCCCUCACAACCCAGGAGCCGGAGACUCAGAUG